AUGUUUAGCAGGAGAUUAACCAUGAAUUUAUCGAGUCCACUUUCUCGUUUACUUGUGACUAAACAACAUUUGCAACCUAAUCGUCUUAAUAGUUCGUUAAGUUCAUCUGUAGAACUGAUUACUAAAGUGACUCAAGGUACCAAAUAUACUACUGAUUUUAAAAAUUAUGGUGUCAAUAAUGGGGAAAUUGUUUCAUAUUUACAUGAUAUCCCACUCAAUUUAGAUUUACAAAACAAAACAGCAACUAUGGUGGUUGAAAUUCCUCGUUGGACUAAUGGGAAGUUUGAAAUUAAUACAAAACUUCCAGGUAAUCCGAUUACUCAAGAUAUAAAGAAGGGUAAAGUUCGAUUUGUUAAAAACUUAUUCCCACAUCAUGGGUACAUUCACAAUUAUGGUGCCUUUCCACAAACUUGGGAAGAUCCAACCAAUAAGAAUGAAGAAUUGAACUUGUUUGGUGAUAAUGAUCCAUUAGAUGUAUGUGAAAUUGGAACUUAUGUUGGGAGUUUAGGAGAAAUUAAAACUGUAAAGAUUCUUGGUUCUUUGGCCUUGAUUGAUGAUGGAGAACUUGACUGGAAGAUCAUUGCUAUAGAUGUCAAAGAUCCAUUAUCUCAAGAAUUAUUCGACAUUCAUGAUGUAUUUGUCAAAUGUCCUGGACUUCUUGAAACCACAAGACAAUGGUUCCGUGACUAUAAGUUACCAGAUGGGAAGUCAGAGAAUAAAUUUGCAUUCAAUGGUGUUUAUAAGAAUCAAGAAGAAACUCUUCAAGUGAUUGAAGAAUGUGUUGAAGCUUGGAAAAGACUCAUUGAAGGGAAAGUGCAAGGUGAUGACUUGCCUACGAUACAAAACACAACUUUCCCAGAUACACCUGGCUACAGUAAAUCUUAUGAUAUAAAGAUUAUUGAUGAAAGUGAAAAGGAGGCACCAAUUGAUAAGUCGGUUCAUAAGAAUUACUUCUUCUCAGUUGAGUAA
Messenger RNA from [Candida] anglica, 969 nucleotides. The record is from the annotation of a GenBank genome assembly. Lineage: Eukaryota; Fungi; Ascomycota; Pichiomycetes; Serinales; Debaryomycetaceae.